AUGACCCAGUUACUAGAUAACAAUUUUGAGAUAAAUAACAUCAAGUUUCUCCCACAUGAUUUUUUGGCACAAGGUGAAACUACUAGUACAGUUCUAUCUAGUAAUAGUUACAGAGUAUUCUCAAAAAAGUAUAAUAAAUUUGUGGUUUUAAAGAUUGUUCAUUCUCAAAACUACACAUUUAAAAAUUUUAUAAAUGACCUAAUCGAAUAUCAAGAAGUAGAGUUACAUGAAAAUAUUUUAAAAUUCAUAGGCAUUAUAAAACAAAGCAAAGAUUACGUUAUAUUCGUUCAUGAAUAUGCUUAUGAUGAAACCCUUCGCCGAUAUUUAAACAAAACUUUUAAAUCAAUUAAUUGGAUCGAUAAGCUACGUCUUGCAAGACAGCUUGUUAGUGCUAUUAAAUGCUUGCAUGAAAAUGACAUAGUUCAUACUAAAUUAGUAUCACUCAGAAAGUAUACUAAGCUGCUUCAUGGAUUCAGUUUAUUGAAUGCAAUUAUUCGUGGUAAGCGCGAAGUUAUAAUUUCUGGAACGCCUAAGAAAUACAGUAAAAUCUAUAUAGAAUGUUGGCAACAUGACCAACGUCCAACAAUUCAGUAUGUUUCUAAUGACUUAAAUAACAUUAUCUAUAAUGAUUUAUUCGAUGUUGAAGAAAAUUGCAUAGAAUCUAAUGAAAAUAUAGAACAAAAAACAACAAUAGAAACAAUAGAAUCGGAAGAUUUAAAUUCAACGGACGUAUUACAACAGCAUACUAAUUUACAUAAAGAGAUUAAUGAAGAAUUAAAAUUAAUGUUUUCUAUUGUCACAACUCUUAAAAAAUCUUUAAAUGAAAAUAUUAAAUCUGAAUUAUUCGAAGAUCACUACAUACCGAUAUUAAGGUCCGCAAAACCAUCAUCAAAACCAAGUAAACAAAUUGCGAAUAGUGAACAACAGUUUCUUUAUGAUCUAAAUAAAUUAUUUAUAGAUCAAUUUAAUAUCCAGGGGGUUUCAAAAGGUACUUCAAGUUCCAUAAUUUAUUGGAUAAAAAAAUAUAUAUAUGAAAAUGAUAAAAAUCCAAAUGAAACCCUUGUUCAAUAUUGUGGCUAUCAAUAUAGGUCUUGUUUUACUAGCAUUAUUGGAUUUUUUUAUGAAUAUGGAAUUGGAACUGAAAUUGACUAUAGCAAAGCAUUUGAAAUGUAUAAGCAAGCAGCAGAUGAUUUUUGUUUUACCUCUAAUGCUUCUUUAAAUAAUCAAAGUCAUUUUUAUGAUUUAUUAAAAGACAAUCAGUCUAUUGGUUUGAUUUCCCUUGGGUCAAUUUAUGCAUUAGGAAAAGGCAUUACUGUAAAUCAACAAAAGGCUCUUCAAUUAUUUUUAAAGUCUGUUGCUAGGGGCUCCAUUUUGGGAAAAUGUUAUGUUGGUGACUGUUAUUAUUUUGAUUGUUGA
This is a messenger RNA of Cetraspora pellucida, 1416 nucleotides long. The record is from the annotation of a GenBank genome assembly. Lineage: Eukaryota; Fungi; Glomeromycota; Glomeromycetes; Diversisporales; Gigasporaceae.